Molecule: messenger RNA, 1190 nt
Organism: Kogia breviceps (pygmy sperm whale)
Lineage: Eukaryota; Metazoa; Chordata; Mammalia; Artiodactyla; Physeteridae
Source: RefSeq, a predicted model, not a curated record
GUCAGCCCUAGGCGGAGGGGCGGCGGCAAGUCCCCGCGCGAGCCCAGGGUGUCAGAGGCUGAGGCAGAAGCAGCAAAGUUCCCGGGGCUUCUCCGAGGCCGCUGUCCGGGUUGCCAGUUCGGCCUCCCCCUCCUCGCCAAGGCAAUGGCUUCCAAACUCCUGCGCGCGGUCAUCCUUGGGCCGCCCGGCUAGGGCAAGGGCACCGUGUGCCAGAGGAUCGCCGAGAACUUUGGCCUCCAGCAUCUCUCCAGCGGCCACUUCUUGCGGGAGAACAUCAAGGCCAACACGGAAGUUGGUGAUAUGGCAAAGCAGUACAUAGAGAAAAGUCUUUUGGUUCCAGAUCACGUGAUCACACGCCUCAUGCUGUCAGAGCUGGAGAACAGGCGCGGCCAGCACUGGCUACUGGAUGGUUUUCCUAGAACAUUAGUUCAGGCCGAAGCCUUGGACAAAAUAUGUGACCUGGACCUAGUGAUCACUUUGAACAUUCCAUUUGAAACGCUCAAAGAUCGUCUCAGCCGACGCUGGAUUCACCCUCCUAGUGGGAGGGUAUAUAACCUGGACUUCAACCCACCUCAUGUACAUGGGAUCGAUGACAUCACUGGUGAACCAUUGGUCCAGCAGGAGGAUGACAAACCUGAAGCAGUUGCUGCCAGACUAAGACAGUACAAGGAUGUGGCAAAACCAGUCAUUGAAUUAUACAAGAGCCGAGGAGUACUCCACCAAUUUUCUGGAACGGAGACUAACAAAAUCUGGCCCUAUGUUUACACACUUUUCUCGAACAAGAUCACACCUAUUCAGUCCAAAGAAGCCUACUGAGCCCGCCCAGUGGAAGAACCAGGAAGAUAUGGUCAUCCAUUCAAUUGUAUGUGUAGUGUUGGUGCCAUGUCCCAAUUAGCAGCUAGCUGAGAUAGCUUGCAGCAUCUUUUCUAGUUUAAAUGGUGAACUGCUAUGAAAACUAAUGAAUAGAAAGAGUUAAUGAAGAGGCUCUUCUCUGCCUUUCUAAAAGAGGGACUACAUGCACAUGUUUAAGAUGUCCCUGCACAUGUCUCAAGUCCUUCACAAGAAAGAAAGCAAGUACAGGCUGGAUUUCAAGUGGUGUAUAACCCAAGCUCUAGCUGAUUUUCGACAGCCAUUUUGUUGCCAUAGUGGCCUUUUCACACGUGAUGGUGGUGGUCCCUGGUUCUCCUCAG